This is a messenger RNA of Hibiscus syriacus, 2118 nucleotides long. RefSeq names its product DEAD-box ATP-dependent RNA helicase 52C-like. NCBI's taxonomy places the organism in Eukaryota, Viridiplantae, Streptophyta, Magnoliopsida, Malvales, Malvaceae. Gene Ontology annotation, cellular component: nucleus. The record is from RefSeq and is a predicted model, not a curated record. Gene Ontology annotation, molecular function: ATP binding; RNA helicase activity; RNA binding. The transcript is spliced from 6 exons. The coding region runs from base 148 to 1950 and encodes 600 amino acids.
AUCAAAUCUAGAAAACCCAUUUCGUUUCAUCAUAUUUCCCAGCGUUUUGAUUUUCUUUGAUCGUUCUUUCUUUCUUUCUUUGCUUGGGUUUUGUUUCUUUAAGCUUACAGUUGGGAGGUAAAAAGCUAAAGCAGAAAAAAAAACAGAAUGACUUGGACUGGUAUGUUUUCUGAGUCAACUAGGAAAACAACUCGCCCAACUAGACCCCGGUACCUACCUCCUCACAUGAGAUCACCUCAAAUUGGCAAUGCUUCCUUUCUUGAAACCGGUGCCCCUGAGUUAACUCGCCCACGCUUCUACUCACCACAACUUGCUCAAUCCACCCGCGGCCGUGGACCCUGGUUAACCGCUCGCCGCAAUCCAAACUGGGAAGAUGAAAAGUUCGACGAGCUGGAAGUUGUUGAUGACACAUUAGAAGAAGCAAACGUAACCAACAAUCUCGAAGCUUAUGAUGACAUUCCGGUACAAGCAAGCGGCGACAACAUACCGCCGCCGGUGAAGACCUUUUCUGAGAUCGAUUUGGGGGAUGGUUUAAAGCAAAACAUAAGGAGGUGCAACUAUAUUAAGCCAACUCCAAUCCAACGCCACGCCAUUCCCAUAGCAGUUGCCGGUCGGGAUUUGAUGGCUUGCGCUCAAACCGGGUCGGGCAAAACGGCCGCCUUCUGUUUUCCCAUCAUUUCUGGGGUUUUAAAGGACUCAUUGUCAGUAACUCGCCGUGUUGGUGGUGGAAGUGAGGUGGCGUGCCCUCUUGCCCUUAUUUUGGCUCCUACCAGAGAGUUGUCUUGUCAGAUAUACGAAGAGGCUAAGAAGUUUGCUUAUAUGACUCGGGUUCAAAUUGCUGUUGCUUAUGGAGGCACUUCUAUUUAUCACCAGUUGCGCCGCUUAGAAAGAGGUGUUGACAUCUUAGUUGCUACUCCCGGACGGUUGGUGGAUAUGAUUGAGAGAGCAAAAGUUUCACUUGGAAUGAUAAAAUAUUUGGCUCUGGAUGAGGCUGAUCGAAUGUUGGAUAUGGGUUUUGAGCCUCAGAUUCGCAGGAUUGUCGAGCAAAUGGACAUGCCUCCACCUGGUACAAGGCAGACAAUGCUUUUCAGUGCCACAUUUCCAGAUGAGAUUCAGAGAUUUGCUUCGGAUUUCCUUUUGGACUAUGUAUUUCUGGCUGUUGGAAGGGUUGGUUCAAGCACUGAUUUGAUUGUCCAAAGAGUGGAACUGGUUCAAGAGAUGGACAAAAGAAACCAUCUUUUGAAUCUUCUCCGUACUCAAAGGUCCAAUGGAACUCCCCAUAGUAAGCAUGCUUUAACUCUAGUUUUCGUGGAGACAAAGAGAGGUGCAGAUAAGUUGGAACGCUGGUUGUCAAGGAAUGGGUUUUCAGCAAUUGCAAUGCAUGGUGACAAAGUGCAGAUGGAAAGAGAGCAAGCUCUGAGAUCCUUUAAAAGUGGUGCUACUCCAAUACUAGUUGCCACAGAUGUUGCUUCACGAGGACUUGAUAUCCCUCAUGUUGCUCACGUUAUUAACUUUGACAUGCCGAAAAACAUAGAUGAUUAUGUGCACCGGAUAGGUCGAACUGGCCGUGCUGGAAAAUUUGGUCUGGCUACCGCUUUCUUCAGUGACAAGAACUUGCAUCUUGCAAAGUCAUUGGCCGAAGUAAUGAAGGAAUCCAGCCAGGAAGUCCCGACUUGGUUAAUCCAAAAUGCUGAGAAUUACUCUGCUAGCGGUCGCAGCGGUUGGGUUAGACACCGUGGAGUUGAUUAUGGCGGUUAUGACUUACGAAAAGACAUUGCAUCUUCAAGCACUUACAAUGAUACUUAUGCUGUUCCUGCCAUUGAUGGUCAAUAUGCUCCAACUUUCCUUGGCAGCGGUGGUGACGAUCAUUGGGUUGCCAGUGACAUGAACCUAAAUGCUGCUGCUCCGCCAUAUGGUUACGGAUCGGUCGUUGCGAGUGGGUGGGACUAGAGCUGCAUCAUUCCUCCAUGUUCAUGGCAUCAUUUUAUAUAGACAUGGUAUAUUGGCAUAAGAAAUGCAUUUGAUAUAUCUAGUUUUGUUUACAUAUUUCAUGAUCUGUGUUGUGAUGUCGUAAAUUUGCUUUGUUUUGAGAUAUUGGCAGUCAGAACCCUUUGGGCU